GUAAUCCAAACUGAACUGGAACAACUGAGACAAUUGGUAAUUGAUGAGAAGACACUGUGGAAAGAUAAGCAGGUCAAACUAAUCCUUGAAAGUAUCGAUGGAUUGAGGAAGGACUUGAAAGAUACACAUAAGACAGGGAAAGAGAAGCAAAUCAAAGAAAUGUAUGAAAAGCUUGAUGAGGUGCUGACGUUUUUGAAAGGCACAGACAUGACAGGGAUACAGAAGCAGAUGAAAGAAAUGCGUGAAAAGGUUGAUGAAUUGAAGUGUGGGAAAGAUGAAUUUAAGACAGACUGUUACCCACCACCCAUAGAAAACGCAGCCGAAGCUCUUGGUGAAGAAACUCGCCAAGUUGGUACGACUGGAAAUCACAAAGGGACGCAGAUUCAGGCGAACGAUGAGGAAAGCUGUUUUCUCCCUGGUUCGAAAACUCUUGAAAUAGCUACAGUCUCUAUGGGAGGCGAGAGCACUGCAAAUGGUGAACACAACCAGUUAAGUAGUCCCUCAUUGGAAGCUGCGGCUCUGUCGUCACCUGCAGCUCUGUCGUCACCUGCAGUAUUCCAGGGAGCACAAAUAGGCUGCAUCAAUAUUGAUAAAUUCUAUGUUUUUCAAGGUAAUGUGACCUUAACCGAGGAUGGUAAAUGUAACCAGGUUAUCAAAAGCCAUGAAGAGAAAUGAUUACGCAAAUUGACAUAGCUAGCAGGCGUAUAUACAUCGUUUUCAGUAUCGAAUAGUCCAUUUUACAGUUGCAUACUUGGUUGCCAAGCCUUUGAAUG
This is a messenger RNA of Stylophora pistillata, 773 nucleotides long. RefSeq lists its product as uncharacterized. NCBI's taxonomy places the organism in Eukaryota, Metazoa, Cnidaria, Anthozoa, Scleractinia, Pocilloporidae. The record is from RefSeq and is a predicted model, not a curated record.